UGACGCUGAAUCAGUCGUGCCACUACCGAGAUCGGAGUCGGAGUCGAGACUCGUGAUCCAUCGGGUCAUAAUAACAAGUCGUCCGAGCCGCUGAUUUUUUUUUAACAAGCGCCUCUUUGUGUAUCAAUUAUCAAAAAUAAUAUCAUUAUCAAAUCUAUAAUAAUUGCCAAUUUUACAUUGACAUAUUUUUUUAAUAUAUUAAAUUUUUUUUUUUUUCAAAUAAAAAUUGAGUAAAGUAAAAUUUUCCAUUAGAAUUUUUUUUUAUGUUCUUUUGUGAUAUUUUUUAAACGCCGUAUAAAUUCCGGCUCUCCAGCUGCGGCAUUGAAAAAAACAAUUUUCCUUUUUUAUUUUAUUUUCUUUAUACAUAUCUAUAUUUUUUUUUUUUUUUUUUUUUAUCCCUGGAGGAUUUAACUGGAAAAAAAACUUUGAAAAAAAAAAGAAAAUUUUUUUGGAGUAAAAAUAUAAUAAUAAUUAAAGUGAAUGAGUGAAGUGAUUAGUUUUAUGAAAAUUUUAAAUUUAAAUAUUGAAAAUUAUUCCUGACGAAUAUUUAUAAAUGUAAAAGAAAAAAAAAAAAAAAAAAAAGAAAUAAUAAAAGGUUUGUUGGUGUAAUUGAAAAUAUAAUAAUUUUAUUGAAUGGUGGAUAUGACAUAUAAACUUUUGUGCAAUUACGUUAUAACGAUAAUAUCAAUACGUGCGCAUGUGUCCAGUGGGAUUUAAUAAUAAAACACUCGCCGCUUAUCUGGAUACUUUGACGACGCCUCCAGCUGGACUCUCUCAUGUCAGGAUGGCGCUGGCGCGACUUGCGGUGAGCGACUGUGCGCCUCAAACGUCGCGAGUCAGCUCGAAUUUGCACAGCAGCAGUAGUAUGGCGGUGAGUCGGGUGCCGAGCCCUCCGCCGCCUGAAGUAAACACCCCCGUUGCUGAAAAUUGGUGUUACACACAGGUGAAGGUCGUUAAGUUCAGCUAUAUGUGGACAAUAAAUAAUUUUAGUUUUUGUCGUGAAGAAAUGGGUGAAGUACUGAAAUCAUCAACAUUUUCAGCUGGAGCCAAUGACAAACUUAAAUGGUGUUUAAGAGUCAAUCCAAAAGGCCUAGAUGAAGAAAGUAAAGAUUAUUUGUCACUUUAUUUGCUCUUGGUGUCAUGCAAUAAAUCAGAAGUUAGAGCUAAAUUUAAAUUUUCAAUUCUUAAUGCCAAAAGAGAAGAAACCAAAGCUAUGGAAAGCCAACGGGCCUACAGGUUUGUCCAGGGUAAAGACUGGGGAUUUAAAAAAUUCAUAAGAAGAGAUUUUUUACUUGAUGAGGCUAAUGGACUAUUACCAGAUGACAAACUCACGAUAUUCUGUGAGGUAAGUGUUGUUGCUGACAGUGUCAAUAUAUCUGGACAAAGUAAUGCUGUGUUAUUUAAAGUACCCGAGUGUCGAUUGCCUGAUGAUCUUGGUGGUUUAUUUGAAAAUCAAAAAUUUAGUGAUGUCACAUUGACUGUUUGUGGUAGAGAAUUUCAAGCGCACAAAGCAAUUCUUGCUGCACGUAGUCCAGUUUUUUCAGCAAUGUUUGAACAUGAAAUGGAAGAACGUAAACAAAAUCGUGUUGAUAUAACUGAUGUUGACCAUGAAGUAUUGAGAGAAAUGUUAAGAUUUAUUUAUACUGGUAAAGCAGCAAAUCUUGAUAAAAUGGCUGAUGAUUUAUUAGCUGCUGCUGAUAAAUAUGCCCUUGAAAGGCUUAAAGUUAUGUGUGAAGAAUCAUUAUGUACUGGUUUAAAUGUUGAUAAUGCUGCUGAGACACUUAUACUUGCUGAUCUUCAUAGUGCUGAUCAGUUAAAAGGACAAGCCAUAGAAUUUAUUAAUACGCAUGCGGCGGAAGCAAUGGAAACCCCAGGUUUCAAAUCAAUGAUACAUUCACAUCCUCACCUAAUGGCGGAAGCAUUUCGAGCCCUAGCAACACAGCAAAUACCACCAAUUGGACCACCACGAAAGCGAGUAAAACAAAGCUGAAAGCAAUCAUUGCUUAUUCCAGGCACAACAACUACUGUGUCAUCACCGCCCCACCUACAUCCAUCAUGAACUAAAUAAAAAUAAUUAUCUCUCUAUCACUCUUAAUCUCUCUCGUGUACAGUGAACAAAAAAAAAACAUGUUAUUAAUAAUAAUAACAUCAUCAUCAUCAUC
Messenger RNA from Aphidius gifuensis, 2162 nucleotides. RefSeq names its product speckle-type POZ protein (gene rdx). Gene Ontology annotation, cellular component: nucleus; cytoplasm. The transcript is spliced from 8 exons. Gene Ontology annotation, biological process: regulation of proteolysis; proteasome-mediated ubiquitin-dependent protein catabolic process. Gene Ontology annotation, molecular function: ubiquitin protein ligase binding. Bases 698 to 1990 code for a protein of 430 amino acids. The record is from RefSeq and is a predicted model, not a curated record. NCBI's taxonomy places the organism in Eukaryota, Metazoa, Arthropoda, Insecta, Hymenoptera, Braconidae.